This is a messenger RNA of Arachis duranensis, 869 nucleotides long. RefSeq lists its product as uncharacterized. Lineage: Eukaryota; Viridiplantae; Streptophyta; Magnoliopsida; Fabales; Fabaceae. The transcript has a single exon. The coding region runs from base 166 to 654 and encodes 162 amino acids. The record is from RefSeq and is a predicted model, not a curated record.
AAAAAAGUUUUCUUCUUUUGUUCUCUCUUUUUUUCUUUUUCUUUUUUUUUUCUGAUCCGGGUUCAAAUCCUAGAUCAGUUUUAAUUUUCUCUAUUUUUUUUCCCUUUUUGGGUGCUAUUAUUCUCUUGAUCAUAUUAUUAUUCUAAACCAAAAUACACUAUAAUUAUGGGUAAUAGCUUAAGGUGUUGUUUGGCUUGUGUUAUUCCUUGUGGUGCUCUUGAUUUGAUAAGAAUAGUGCAUUUGAAUGGUUAUGUGGAAGAGAUUACACGUCCAAUAACUGCCGGAGAGAUUCUCAGGGAAAACCCUAAUCAUGUUCUAAGCAAACCUAGCUCUCAAGGCGUCGUUCGCCGGAUUUUGAUCCUUGCUCCGGAGACAGAGCUCAAGAGGGGAAGCAUAUACUUCUUGAUCCCGGCAUCAUCGUUGCCGGAAAAGAAGCGUUUCGCCGCUGCAAAGAGCGGAAGCAUAUGUGACAGUGACAUCAAUAAAAAAGUUUUGUCAAAAAAGAGCAAGAAGUGUGAUGACGAUGACUCGUCGUCACACUUCCAUGCGCUCACUCAAAUAGCUUCUAAAAGUAAAAAAUCUUUACGAAAAGAUCGUCGAAAAGGCCGUGUUGGUGUAUGGCGACCUCAUUUAGAGAGCAUCUCUGAAGACUAGUUACAAGUUUUUUCUUUUUUUUUCUUUUUCCCUUGUUUUGCCGGUGAUGUCAAAUUAAACAUGCUGGCAAGGAGGAGAGUGAACCAAAAAAAUUGGUUCAUUUAUUGAAACAUAGCAAAAGAUCCUCCUUCCUUUUUUUUUCUUUUUUCCCCAUGUUUUAUAAUGUAUGCGGGUAUUGAUCUUUGUGGAUAAAAUCUUCAUCUUGCUUUGGUAAA